AUUUGCAGACAUGGUGAUAGAAAGUGUAGAAGAUGACAAGCGGUGUGAUACAGAGGCAUAGAAGACUUCCUUAGUCUGCUGAGUUGGUGAAGUAUUGACGACGGAACAAAAUGCAAGUUAGAAAGCAAUUCUUCAGUUUAUGGAGAAAUCAUUAUAAUGUGUUGUCUGUAACACUUUAUUCCAUAAUUCUGAUUGUGGUCGAAGAAAUAAUGGAGAUUGAAUUUAAAUGUCCACAGAAGAAGGCAUUACAGAAAUUCUAUGUUGCUUCCUACUUUUUCUGUCCAGCAUUCAUUACAUUUUUCCUGAGCUUGACCUCCCACCCUGCCUGCAUUCCCUGGGCUCGCUGCAUUGGGAAAUGCUCGUGCUGCCGGAAGAGUGAGAUAAUUUUUAAGGCACUUCUACCUCCUCUGAUUUGGUGCGUGAUCCUCCUGUGCGAUGGCAGAUAUAUUGACUGUGUGUUUUCAACAAAUGAAGGAAACGACAACAAAAACGCAAACCAAAGCAGAGCAGCAGAAUUACCCAGUGAAUUCUACAUAAUGUCUCAGAUUGCAGGGUUGUUCAUUCUUGCUUUUGUCGUCACUCUUUAUGGCCUGUACCAUGUGUACCCGUUCUGGUUCUGCUGUAACUAUGAAGGACAUGAGAGAGAGGAGCUGGAGAGCCUAUUAGAGGAAGAAACAAGGAAACAUAUUGAAGAAAUGAAGAAAGAGGGUGCAGAGCAGAUAAUGGAACAGAAAGUGAAACCUUCUCUCCAAUGUGUUAAUACAAAUUUCUGGAAAAACGUAGAUUUAAGAAAAAUAGCGAAAAAAAUACAGGAAGUUGUAGAGUCUGCUGUUAGAGAUACAUGGGCGGCGAGACAACAAACAGAUGAACAAAGUGUGCCUCUCACCUCUCGCGUUGACAUGACCACCGCAGAACUGACCCUAUCAAGUAACACUUUGUGCUGAAGAGGUGUGCAGCUACUGUUGGGCCAGAACAGUUGCCGAUGCGGUAACACCAGGAUGCUCAAUCUGUCCAUCCUGGGCUUGGUGAGGGAAAGCACUCACCCUGCUCCCACCUCAGUCCUCCUGACCGCUGAAGCAGGUCUGGCUUUUUCGGUGUAGUCAGAAGAGUAAGUUGGGUUUAUUGUCCUGCUCCAGCCAGGGUCAUCAAGCUGAUGGGUACCAUCAGUCACCUUAUUAUCGUGGCCCUCAUUUUUUUGCUCUUCUACCUCUCUCUCUUCACCCCAGUGUUGAGUUUCUGGUCCCAGUUUUGCUAUAUCUGUACUCAAAACUGGUAGUUCUAUCCUGUUACCUGGUGCUUCCUCAACAUUGUGCUGGUUUGUGCCAUUCCUGCUUGCAAGGAAUUAGCUAGUGCCUGAUUGCAAUAAAACUUAAUGAGCACAAGUCAAGUGUCAGUGUCUACAUGACUGUCACAGGGUGAUCGCAUAAAUUAGGAUGCUCCGUUUAUCCUCAAGUGAAUCAGCUUUCUGGGAGGCAUGGUAGCCAGCUUUCUUGAAGCAAAAAAGCAAGUCUGACCUGUUGCUCAAAAGAGGGGAAAUAGGGAAUGAGCAGUAAGCAGCACCAUGCACGCUUGGCCUC
Grus americana (Whooping crane) is the source of this 1577-nucleotide messenger RNA. RefSeq lists its product as uncharacterized. The coding region runs from base 111 to 944 and encodes 277 amino acids. Lineage: Eukaryota; Metazoa; Chordata; Aves; Gruiformes; Gruidae. The transcript is spliced from 2 exons. Gene Ontology annotation, molecular function: monoatomic cation channel activity. The record is from RefSeq and is a predicted model, not a curated record.